Messenger RNA from Hypoxylon fragiforme, 2952 nucleotides. Its product is annotated as Adaptor protein complex AP-2 alpha subunit. The coding region runs from base 1 to 2952 and encodes 983 amino acids. Gene Ontology annotation, molecular function: clathrin-cargo adaptor activity. Gene Ontology annotation, cellular component: membrane coat; AP-2 adaptor complex. The record is from RefSeq and is a predicted model, not a curated record. The transcript is spliced from 6 exons. Lineage: Eukaryota; Fungi; Ascomycota; Sordariomycetes; Xylariales; Hypoxylaceae. Gene Ontology annotation, biological process: clathrin-dependent endocytosis; intracellular protein transport.
AUGGCUUCGUCCGCCGCCGCCGGCUUCCUCGGCCGGUCGAGUAGCAGCAACUCCAAUAUGCGAGGCCUCGUUCAAUUUAUCGCCGACCUCAGAAAUGCAAGAGCUAGGGACUUGGAGGAGAAGAGGAUCAAUAAGGAGCUCGCAAAUAUUCGCGGCUACCACAAGAAAAAAUACGUGUGUAAACUGCUGUAUAUUUAUAUCCUAGGUUGGAACGUCGAUUUCGGACACCUCGAAGCCGUCAAUCUCAUCUCAGCCAAUAAAUACUCAGAGAAGCAGAUUGGAUACCUAGCCAUGACCCUCUUUUUACACGAGAAGCACGAGUUAUUACACUUAGUAGUCAACAGUAUACGCAAGGACCUUCUCGACCACAAUGAGCUCUUCAAUUGCUUGGCUCUACACGCGAUUGCGAACGUGGGAGGUCGGGAGAUGGGAGAGGCGCUGAGUGGAGAGGUACACAGGCUUCUGAUAUCGCCGACUUCGAAGGCAUUUGUGAAGAAGAAGGCUGCGCUCACUCUUCUCCGUUUGUAUCGCAAGCAUCCGGAUAUUAUCCAACCUCAAUGGACCGAACGAAUCAUAUCACUCAUGGACGACCCUGACCUUGGAGUGGGUCUCUCGGUUACAUCUCUGGUCAUGACCGUUGUUCAAGACAACUCGGAGCAGUAUAAGGGAGCCUACGUCAAGGCUGCAUCGCGUCUCAAGCGGAUAUUAAUCGAUGGCGAUUAUACGGCCGACUACUUGUACUAUAAAGUCCCGUGUCCUUGGAUCCAGGUCAAGCUAUUGCGGUUACUUCAAUAUUUCCCACCUUCAGAGGAUAGCCAUGUCCGCGAGAUGAUUCGAGAAUCGCUUCAGAAGAUCCUUAAUUUGGCGAUGGAGACGAACAAGAACGUACAGCAGAACAAUGCUCAGAAUGCUGUUCUGUUUGAGGCUAUUAACCUCAUCAUCCAUCUAGACACGGAACAUGCGUUGAUGAAGCAGAUAUCAUCCCGCCUAGGACGUUUCAUAACCUCUAGGGAGACGAACGUCCGGUACCUAGGUCUUGAAGCUAUGACGCACUUGGCAGCUCGAGCAGAGAACUUGGAUCCUAUUAAACAGCACCAAGAGGUGAUCUUGGGAUCUCUAAAAGACCGCGAUAUCAGUGUCCGCAGAAAGGGUCUCGAUUUGCUAUAUAGUAUGUGUGAUUCGACCAAUUCUGUGCCGAUUGUCUCUGAGCUGCUGCAUUAUCUACAAAAUGCCGACUUUGCGAUCCGAGAAGAGAUGGCCCUAAAGAUUGCGAUUCUGACAGAGAAGUAUGCCACUGAUAUACAAUGGUAUAUCAACGUCUCGCUUCGCCUGGUGGCUAUUGCAGGAGAUCAUCUUAGCGAUGAAGUUUGGCAACGAGUCAUCCAAAUCGUUACAAAUAAUGAGCAGUUGCAAGUUUACGCUGCACAUAACACGCUACAACAUGUCAAGCAAGAUCACUGUCACGAGACGCUGGUGAAGAUUGGGGCGUACAUCCUUGGAGAGUUUGGCCAUUUGAUCGCUGAAGAGAAGGGUUGCAGUCCUAUCGAGCAGUUCAUGGCACUAUCGAAGAAGCUUCCUGCUUGCUCUUCGAGUACUCGCGCUAUGAUUCUCUCAUCGUUUAUCAAGUUUGUCAAUUUGUUCCCGGAGAUCAAACCACAGCUCUUGCAUGUCUUCGAGAUAUAUAGCCAUACCCUGGAUCCUGAAUUACAGCAACGAGCCUUCGAGUACUUGACCCUGGCAAGCCUCCCAUCCGACGACCUUCUCCGAACCGUUUGCGAUGAAAUGCCGCCGUACCCUGAACGACAGUCCGCACUCCUGUCGAGACUUCACCAGAAACAUGCCGGUACUAGUGAUAAACGGACCUGGGUGGUCGGUGGCAAGGAUGCGAAUAAUGAUGUUUCGGAACUUGCUAUGGCCAAGAAUGCCGGACUUAGACGAACCUUUAGCGCCAACAGCCCGGCUAACGCCAACGGCAACGGCAACGGCAACGGCGCGGCAAAUGGUUCCGCAAAUGGCGCCAAUGGCCAUUCUACUGAUUUGGCCGGUCUUGACAUGACUGCGGGACCAACGCCCGAGAAGGCAUUCAAAGCACCGAAUCUGGCGAGUGCUGCCCAUCUAUCUCCCGGGUGGGAGUCAGGUUAUAAGAAAUUGCUGCUCAAGGCUGAUGGUAUACUCUUCGAAGACGGACAACUUCAAGUUGGUGUUCGCUCCGAAUACAGAGGGCAGAUGGCUUGUCUUAUUUUAUAUUUCUCGAAUAAGACUCCAGCUACAAUAAGCUCUUUUACAACGACGCUGGACUUGGAUGAGAGCGAGAAGGCGAACCUCACAUGGGAUGUCAAGGCUUUACCGGACAGCUCUAUCAUGCAAGGAGGCCAAUCACGGCAGAUUAUCAUGUUCGAGUCGAAGAAGGUGUUCACGAAAAGCCCCACUAUUAGGAUAAGUUACCUGGCGGGUGCCUUGCAAGCACUUACGCUGAUGCUCCCUCUUACCGCGCACAAGUUUAUGGACCCAGCAGAUCUCAUGGCAGAUGAUUUCUUCAAGAGAUGGAAGCAAAUUGGAGGUCCGCCUCGCGAAGCUCAACAAAUCAUCGGACUUGCUAGUGGUAAAUCUGGUUCACGCGAGAUCACAGAAAGCUCUAUUCGGAAGGCUCUCCAAGGAUUCCGCUGGGGAGUACUGGAUGGCGUUGAUCCGAAUAGUAAGAACUUUGUCGGAGCUAGUGUGCUUCACACCUCUGAAGGUGGCAAGUUUGGUUGUCUCAUGAGACUGGAGCCAAACUAUACGUCACAGAUGAUCCGACUUACAAUUCGCGCUACCGAUGAGAGUGUACCCCCUGUACUUCUAAAGCUGAUGGAAGAGCGGAUAUCCAUGGGUAUGUCGACUACACCGGAGUCACGUGAAGGGCCGUCUCAUAAAGAGAUAUCAGAUACUUUUGGUAGUAUAAUGGUAACAUAA